Molecule: messenger RNA, 2520 nt
Organism: Cladocopium goreaui
Lineage: Eukaryota; Dinophyceae; Suessiales; Symbiodiniaceae
Source: the annotation of a GenBank genome assembly
AUGCUGGCACGCUUGGUGGCGCACCCUUCCGAUUCAUGUAGCCCCAGCAGUGCCUCCAGUCAGUCUGAGAAGCUGAAGCGGCGGCUGAACACCAAGUGGGGCCGCUACGAAGUCUGCAGCAUGAGCAGCAUGCAAGCGAGUGACGGCUUUGGCGGUGCAGUGCCACAGCUGGAAGAAUAUUUGCGGGUAUGGAGGUAUGUGAAGUCCUCCCAGUCUUUUAAGAGCAUGGAAGCCACCACUUUCACAGAAGCUUUCAUUAGUCAGAAGAGAGCCGAGCCGCAGGAAGUGAAAAGGCGAGCGGUUGCUCAGAUUGUGAAAGUUUUGCGGGAGCAAGUCCGUCGCCGGAAGGUCGCUUGCUUACUCCAGGCCACCACCAUGACCAUCGUUGUGGACGACAAAAAGGAUCACCGAGCGAUUCUGUUUCACAGCAACUGCGGCGCCGGACUCGUUCAGGUCCUUCGGAUUGGUGAGUCUUCAAUUGCUGCCCAUGAGGAUGACUAUGCGGCCCGCAUGGCUGAUAGCAUAGACCGCGGCUUGCAGCUGCUAGCUACCCCAUUGUUUGGUGAUGCGGACCCUUGGGUGUACACCCACUUGAAGGAGAUAUUUCGCCACUUCACAGCUGAUGGAUGCCCAGCUGCGCAGAAGGCGGGAAGAAUCUUGACCGAGACAUUCCCGAAUUUGACGCUGGUACACCGUGAUCACUGCCAUGCGAUCAGGAGGGCUUGUACCGGAAGUCAUGAAUUCUGUGGAGUGGAGAAGCAAAUUCUGGGCAAUUCAAAACGAUGUACAAGCCUGCGAGGGUUGGCGCAAGCCUUUGACAGUCGCUUGAAGCAUUUGAACUUCUCUCAGGUUCGAUGGAACUCCCAGGAUGCGCCUUUGAGGCGCUUUGCCGCGAUGAUUGUUCCGAUUGCCUUGCUUUUGGCCAUCCAAUCCCAGGACAGCCGCCAAAGUCGUGCAUUCCGGGCGAAGUGUGAGCAGAUGCUGCAGAGGUUGACCCCUGACCUCCUGCUCACUGUUGGGAUUGCGUCCGACUAUUCUUCAGAGAUGCUCCGCUUUCUCCGGCAGUUCGACACAGCAGAUCAUGACCCUGCCAAGACGCAUCGGCAGAAAGCAGAAAUGUUGCACAGGCUGAAAGUGCUUUUCUUUCAAAACCACAUCUUCGAUGAGGCAGAAGGUGUGCAGACAGUGACCCGCUUGAUCUGUGAGCAAGCCAUGGAAUGUCCUCCAAUCCAUUAUGGUCCACACGUGCAUGAGCUGUGGCCGGAAACCAGGAAGAAUGACAUCAAGAAGUGUGUGUACAGUAUGCACGCAGUGGUGGACGCAACCAUGGCUGAAAUCGAUUCAGAAAUCAGAGGCUUUGCUUUGGAUUUUGCUGUCUUCGACUUGGUGUCGUUCCAUCAUGGAAAGAAGGAUGCGGCUGCCUGGAAAAAUUUUGAGAUGCUUACCAAUGCACGUUUGGAACGGCUUUUGCGUUCUGGCCUUCGUCAUCCUGAUUGGGCUGCGGCUUGCAGGGAGUGGUGGGCAGCUGCCCACCAGCUCCACGAAGACUAUAAGGACUCUUUGCGCGGCGGGGAGGAGGUGGACAACCGAAAAGCUUGGCAAAGCACCCUUGCAGCCGAUUUUGCGGUGAAAGUGACAGAGUCUGGCAAGUUCCAAUCCCUUUCCACACUUGUAGAAUACUACUUGGGCUUCCUGGACACAAGCACUGGUGCUGAGCGUGCUUUGUCAAAGCUUGCCAAAAUCCAGGCCUGCCAUCUGGGGCCUCUGGAAGAUAGCGGCGUGACCGUCAGCAUGCUUCUUGACAUCGCCAUGGAUGGGCCGGAGGAAGAAAAAGACUUUUGCCAUAGGUCUUUCUUCGAAGGCGAUGAGGUGCCGCAGCUGCGAGCUACUGACUUGAGCCUAGAGUUGGCUGACAUUUGGCGUUCUGCAUUUGGCAGCCGCUUCAGGCUGUACAAAACACGGAACGACAAAGGGAAAGCCCGUGCCAAAAAGGAGGGAACAGAAGUCAGCAUUCUGCGUUGCCAAGCACAAGCUACUGACAAGCUGGUGCGUGACAUUUCCAAACAGGUCUCAGCUAAAUCGCUGACUGUGUUGGGUUUAUCCCGGGACGCUCUACCGCAGCACAGAGCCCGGGAACAGAACCCUGCACAGUGUAGCUUGGAAUCUGUUUAUGCUUCUGCGGCCAAACGAAAAGAGAAAAAGGACGAGGAGAAAAAGCAAAGGUCGUUGCAUCCAGAGAAGAGCUGUUACCAAGCCAACCGGCGAACCUGCCAGCUGCUGUCUAGACAAGUGCCUUCAGAGGCUUUUUUCUACGUCAACAAGAUCUCUUUGCAGGUCUUGGAUUUGUGUCCUACUCCUCUGAGAGACAGCGCCCAGCAUGGUUCUACGACUUUUAUCCGGCUGGCGGUCGGCAUAUCCAUGGUGGACCUGAUCAAAUCUGUGCGCAGGGCACACCUGGUGGUGAUACCUUCUUGGCGCACCUUGCGAUGUGUCCCAGAUUCCAAAGCUGUGGCGUCCUAG